AUGAUAUUUGCUGUGAAGAAGAUAAAUGAAGACCUCCAGCUCUUACCUAACAUUACCUUGGGUUUUAGAAUAUAUGAAAGUUAUGGUGGAGAGUACACAUAUCUUGCCACAAUGAAACUUUUCUCCAGUCAGAAACAAUUCAUUCCCAACUACAAGCGUGGCAUCCUGAACAAACUCAAAUCUGUUAUUGGGACUCUUGAUCCUAACAUUUCUAUUGAUAUUGCAGACAUUUUAGGUGUUUACAGGAUUCCACAGCUCCUAUAUGGCCCUCCUCCAAAUAUGUAUGCUAAAACUGAUAUCCCCUUCUAUUACCACAUGGUUCCAGGUGAAGACUUUUAUUUUAGGGGGAUCCUUCAGCUACUUGUCCAUUUCAGGUGGACUUGGGUUGGAAUUCUUGUGAAAGGAGAUGGUGGAGAAAAAUUUGAACAACUGAUAUUUUCAUGGUUUUCUCUUCAUGGGAUCUGUAUUGCUUUCUUAGAGCAGCUCAGGACAAUUUACAUCAGCAAUGCAGAUGAUGGUCUGAAAUGGUUUGUGGAAAUAUUUCAUCGUUUCAUUAACAGCAAAGCUAAUGUUAUGAUAAUCAAAGAUAAAUAUGUUUUAGAAUUGAGAUGGUUGUUAUAUCUUCCUGAAAUAGAAUUUGUUUCUAUAAAGCCAAAAGGUAGGGUGUGGAUCAUUGCUUCCCAAAUGGGUCUUGCAUCAUUCUUUUAUCAGAAGAACUGGGAUAUCCAAGUCCUCCAUGGUGCAUUGUCCUUUGCAGUUUACUCAAAUGAAGUUAAAGGAUUCCAGCAUUUUCUUGAGACAAGAAACCAUUUCUCAUUCUUCCCCCAAGAUGGUUUCAUUAAAGAUGUAUGGGAAAAUGCAUUUGGCUGUGUAUUUCCAAACCCAUCUCAGAAUGAUGAUCCUGAGAGUAUCUGCACUGAGAAAGAAAAAUUGGAGAGCCUUCCUGGGGCUUUUUUUGAAAUGAGGAUGACCAGUCCCAGUUACAGCAUAUACAAUGCAGUGUAUGCUGUGGCACAUGCUUUAAAUGCCAUACAAGUGGAUCAACAACCACAUAGGAGAAACUGGAGUGGCAGGAAACCUAAUCUUCAGGAUGUACAGCCAUGGCAGCUACACUUCUUUUUGAAAAGAAUUGCAUUUAACAACAGCAUUGGAGAUGAAAUUUCUUUUGAUGAGAAAGGAGAACUGGUUACAGGAUUGGAUCUUGAGAACUGGAUCACAUUCCCCAACCAGUCAUUCUAUCGGGUGAAAGUUGGGAAGCUGGAUCCCUGGGCUGCUGAAGACCAAAUGUUCACCAUUCAUGAGGAAACCAUCAAUUGGCCCUGCACUUUCAAUCAAGCAGGUUCUGAAUUGUGUACUGAGAGUUGCCCACCUGGUAAUUUCAAAAGAAAGCAGGAGGCAAAGCCAUUUUGCUGCUAUAAUUGUCAUCCAUGUCCCAAAGAGAAAAUAUCAAGCCAGAAGGACAUGGAUGACUGUUCCAACUGCCCAGAAGGUCAAUACCCAAAUAAGAACCAAGAUUCAUGUCUUCCCAAGAGAAUUUCAUUCUUAUCCUAUGAGGAACCAAUGGGAAUAAGUCUAGUGAUUCUGGCAAUUUUCUUUUCUCUCUCCACAGCUAUAGUGCUGGCAACAUUUUUGAAACAUCACCAUACUCCCAUCAUCAAAGCUAAUAACCAAAACCUCACCUAUGUUUUACUCAUCUCCCUCCUUCUCUGCUUCCUUUGCUCACUGCAGUUCCUUUUUAUACCUGGCAAUAUAAUAUGUCUCCUCCGACAAAUUAGCUUUGGCAUCAUCUUCUCAGUGGCUGUGUCUUCUGUGCUGGCAAAAACCAUCACUGUGGUUCUGGCUUUCAUGGCCACCAAGCCAGGAUCCAGGAUGAGGAACUGGGUGGGAAGACGACUGGCCACUUCCAUUGUUAUUUCUGGCUCCCUGAUUCAAACAGGCAUCUGUACAGCGUGGCUGUUCAUAUUUCCCCCUUUCCCUGAUGUUGAUACACAUUCAGAAAUAGAGGAAAUCAUACUGCAGUGCAAUGAAGGCUCAACUACCAUGUUCUACUGUGUCCUGGGCUACAUGGGCUUUCUGGCAGCUGCAAGUUUCACAGUAGCUUUUUUCUCCAGGAAUCUCCCCAGCAGUUUCAAUGAGGCCAAAUGUAUCACAUUCAGCAUGCUGAUUUUCUGCAGUGUUUGGAUCUCUUUUGUUCCAUCCUACCUGAGCACCAAAGGCAAAUACAUGGUGGCUGUGGAGGUUUUCUCCAUUUUGGCCUCCAGCGCUGGCUUGCUUGUCUGUAUAUAUUUCCCCAAAUGUUACAUAAUUAUUUUUAGGCCAGAGCUAAAUAAUAGGGAACAUCUCAUUAAGAGAAAAAGUUAA
Molecule: messenger RNA, 2361 nt
Organism: Pantherophis guttatus
Lineage: Eukaryota; Metazoa; Chordata; Lepidosauria; Squamata; Colubridae
Product: vomeronasal type-2 receptor 26-like
Biological process (GO): G protein-coupled receptor signaling pathway
Cellular component (GO): plasma membrane
Molecular function (GO): G protein-coupled receptor activity
Source: RefSeq, a predicted model, not a curated record